This is a messenger RNA of Alosa alosa (allis shad), 760 nucleotides long. RefSeq names its product cartilage intermediate layer protein 1-like. The coding region runs from base 1 to 648 and encodes 215 amino acids. The record is from RefSeq and is a predicted model, not a curated record. Lineage: Eukaryota; Metazoa; Chordata; Actinopteri; Clupeiformes; Clupeidae. The transcript has 6 exons.
AUGGCAGCCAUCUGCACUGAACCUGGAUGCAUGGAAAACAUCAAGUGCUGGACAGACUGGAUGGACCGUGACAACCCAACUGGAACUGGAGACUGGGAGACUGUCAGUGACCUGAAGACGGAGUACCCCAACGCUAUGUGCCCCAAUGCCACUGCCAUCGAGGUGGCAACUGUGGAUGGCAUCAGCCUGAAUAAUGCAGGCAAUGUGUUUCAUGUGAAUGAUCACAUCACUGGGCUCAUCUGUAAGAACGCAGAUCAGGAGAGAUGCUUCUGCCGGGACUACAAAGUCCGUUUCCUCUGCCACCCUCCAUUCUGUGCUGACCUGCAAAACAUGUGCUGGACACCGUGGUUUGACCGUGACAAUCCCGGCGGUUACGGGGACUGGGAGACGCUGACGGAACUGUGGAAAGAACACCCUGGUCAGAUCUGCGCCAAUCCCAUCGCCAUCGAGAGCAGGACUGUGGACACAGACACUCCUGCGACCAUUACUGGUCAAGACUUCUCACACUACUCUCCGACGGUCGGGUUUGUUUGCAAGAACGGGCCCAACCAACGCUGCCAGGAUUACAAAGUCCGUUUUAGGUGUCCUUGUGUCUUUGGAAAACUGGCUCUUGAGAAGGACGAUUCUGUAUCCAUUAGAGACCCAUAAGGGCAUGACUGCAUGUUACAACAUGUAAAAAAUGGUGAAGCAAUGAUACGUGUUGAUAAGGUUAGUUUUUUUUGUAAAAGCACUGACAGCUGUUGUUGUUGAUGUCUCUUCA